Molecule: messenger RNA, 623 nt
Organism: Rubroshorea leprosula
Lineage: Eukaryota; Viridiplantae; Streptophyta; Magnoliopsida; Malvales; Dipterocarpaceae
Source: the annotation of a GenBank genome assembly
AAUGGCAAAACCCUCCUUUAAACCCCUCUGGAUUCGUUUCUACUUCACUUCUUGGCUGUUCUGCAGGAGCUUGAAGCCUGGUCUGUAAAUCCUUCAGUAAAGGAAGAAAAUGCCGCUGGGACUGAUAUUGGGUAUCGGCAGGGCGUUCCGGAGGAAGCGUACUUCAUCACUCGACAUUCUCUCCCCAAAAAGAGCGCCCAGGAAUUACUACAAGGGGAAGAAUUGCAAGCCGACUGGUUUUCACACUCGGAAAGGUGGGUAUGUUGUGGUGCAGGAGAAGUUACCAAAUUAUGUGGUCCCUGAUUUGACAGAUUUCAAGCUUAAACCAUAUGUCUCUCAGUGUCCAAUAGUUGCUAAUACGACUGAGCCUUCUGAACCAACUAAAUGAUCAAAUGGAGCAAGAGCAUGGGUUGGUUUGUUAUCCAUCUUUGUGUAACCCCUGAUUCAAGCUCAACAUGCUUUUUCUGGUUUCUAAACUAUUAAAAGUUUUCCGUCGUACUAUAGUAGUGUAGCUUAAGAUGUACGGAUGAUAUCACAACACAUUCAGCGUAUAAUUGUUAUGGAUAUGUGAUAGAAUAUAGCUACAGAAAUUGUGUUGUGUGAGCUGAAGUUCUUUUGAUGAG